GGUGUUGGAAUUUUUUUACUUCUUCAGAUGGAGAAGGCCUGCAUUAUGUGUGUCUCUAUCUGAAAGGAUCAUUGUUGCCGGGAGAUGUUCUAAUCUGCGGAUUUUAAAAAGGCCAACAUCACAUGAUCGGUUUUAGCAGCAACCAACAGCACUGCGAAAGAACGCACAUUCCAAAGUUGGCUGGCUUUUGCUCGCCUAAAGGAAAGAACGGACGAGUAAGCUGGCGAAGAAUCUGGACCAAUCACAGACAACUGCUUUUUAAACAUACACCUUCACCACUUGUAUUCACGGUUGCUUUGCUAUAAAGCAAAUAAAAUCGCCAAUAUUUUUUGUUGAGGACAUUGCAUUUACGACCGAAGAUGACAUACAGCCACCGCUCUCUGAUAGUCUUGGCUCUUUUGGGGAUUUUGUCGGCAAUAAUGUCCGUCAUGUCAGUAAUUUUGAUUUUUCAGCUUCAAGCGCUCCAGGCAAGUUUAAAAGAACCAUCUUCCCUCGUACCGAUUGAAAUUUCAGCUGUUCUAAGGCCAGUUUCCACUGUCCUUUCGGCGUUGUCCCUCACGCUAAAUCUGAGCUCGGUUGUUCUCUGUCUGCUGCACAGCUACUUCCCAAUUGAAAUAUGCCGAGGAGAAGACGACUCGCAAAGGGCCGCCUGGUUUCUGUUGGACAACAGGGCAGUUCGCCACGUUGCUGUUGGCUUGUUUUGCUUUGGAGUUUCUGUUUACUUGGGUGCCAUGUCGAUUUACAUGCUGUUGGUGUUUGAGAUUGACACGGGAAUAGCCAGCAUGUGUGUGCUCUCCUCUGGUGUUGUGGUGUUGCUGGUUAUAGUCGCUCACUCGCUUGUCCAGGCUGCGCACACAGUCAAGCAUUUCCGCAAGCAGCACAUCAACACUCUCUUCAAAAACGACCCUGAGCAUAGGCCUGGCAUCUGCACACCAGAGUUUUCCUACCGAUCCUCAUCUGCGCUCAAACAGUACUCGCAGUCUAUUGACACGUGUAACCAGUCCAGUGAAAGUGAGGCUCAGAGUGGGAGUGUGAGUGUACAGAUGCACAAGACCCUGUCUGCUGAGUCUGGACUGCUCCAAGCACACACAAAGCCUGGGAACGGCGUCAACAACGAGAUGAGAAGUGUGCUGGCUCGCAAAGUCACAGAAAAAGACUCCACGUUAGUGUAAGUGGCAUUAGCAUAAGUACCGGCUGGAUUUCAGAUGAAGGGGUUACAAAAAUGGUCUUCCUUUAACGCUGUGCUUGUAUCAUUACUGAGGUACAGUAAACCAUUAUGCACAGUCAAACCCUUAAAGGUGUUAACCAAGUCUAAUUGAUUUAGGUGGCUUAGCCAAGGAAGGCACCAUCACUGUCAACUAAUUAGGACAGUUGGUCUGCAGACCUGGGACUGGAAGUACUUCUAUAGAAAUUAUCCAUCCCAACUACGGAUGGUGGCCUGAUUAUUUAUUCAAAGGCACAAAAAUAUGGAAGCACUAAAAAGUUGUGUGUCACUUUUCAAACUAAAUGUUUUUUUUAUCCUACAGUUGUAACAGUUUAAAUAGAUACUUGUAGUCCUACACACUGAUAUACUGAUUUUUAUAUGCAUAUUUUCUACAUUACUGGUUGUUGAUUUCAUCACAAUUUAUAAAUGAGCAAUUUACAAAUUCAUAAACAUACAUUAAUGAGGUUUUUAAUUUAAAACAGCAUAAAAUCUAGAAUCAGCAUAAAGCCGAAAUUGGAUAUCUUAACUUUAAAAAGGCAGAGUUGAAGUUCUACAACACAAUGCCUGACAUUUUAUUGGCAGUAGCUGUAAACAAGUCAACCAAAUGAAAUAAUUAAUUUUGUUCUGGAAAACAUAAUGGUAAGAAAAUAUAUUGGGUUGAUACAGCAGCCUAAUUCACACAGCAAAAUUACUGAACAAAAUAGAAUGUUUUUUAGGUGUAUGUAAUCAGAGUAUGAUUCAAGCAGCACUAACCUUAGC
This is a messenger RNA of Electrophorus electricus (electric eel), 1963 nucleotides long. RefSeq names its product transmembrane protein 221 (gene tmem221). Lineage: Eukaryota; Metazoa; Chordata; Actinopteri; Gymnotiformes; Gymnotidae. The record is from RefSeq and is a predicted model, not a curated record.